GCCCCGUUCGCGUAAUAAUACCGCUUGAAUUAAAAGCUACAAACACCAAUAAAUAAAACAGGAAUAUUUAACGAUGACUCCCCAAUCUACACCCGUUUUGCACUAUACUAAACAACCCCUUCUUUCUCAGAACAAUCAUGUGACAGUUUUUAACCCUAAGAAAACAAGAAAAGUUAAAAGUGACAGUAAAAAGAAAAUUAAGUGUGUGAUAGUUGGAGAUCAAGCUGUUGGAAAAACCUCUUUGGCUGUGUCUUAUAGUAAUGAUAGCUUUCCAAGUGAAUAUAUACCGACAGCUUACGAUAAUUAUAACGUUCAAGUGCAGGUGAAUGGUAAGCCUGUGAGGGUAGAGCUCUGUGAUACAGCUGGAGAGGAUGAACUCGAUCCACUUCGGCACUUAUGCUACCCAGGCACCGACGUUUUUAUGUUAUGUUUCUCAAUUGUUAAACCUGAAUCGUUCUUCUCCGCAUGUUCUCGAUGGGCCGAAGAACUCACCCGACAGGAAGCCGCUGUAGUCCUUGUUGGAACUCAAGCAGAUCUCAAGGCUAAUGUAGAAGUUCUAAAUAGGCUUAGAUUGUACGGUCAAAGGCCUGUGAUGCAAUCCGAAGCCAGAGGUUUAGCCGAAAGAUUGAAUGCGCCUUAUAUUGAAACAUCAGCUCUAGCUUGUACCCAGUUGAAAGAAGCCUUUGAUACUGCCAUUGUGAUAGCUUUGGAUAGACAGAAACGAAAAACAAGACCUUGGAGGAAGCUAUUGUGUUGUAUCCCGUAAUUUUCGUUUUUGACGAUGUAAAUUUCGUUUUUGUACAUAGUUUAAAAACAUCUCAG
Molecule: messenger RNA, 822 nt
Organism: Diabrotica balteata
Lineage: Eukaryota; Metazoa; Arthropoda; Insecta; Coleoptera; Chrysomelidae
Source: the annotation of a GenBank genome assembly